Messenger RNA from Oncorhynchus gorbuscha (pink salmon), 2996 nucleotides. Its product is annotated as keratin, type I cytoskeletal 19-like. The transcript is spliced from 9 exons. Gene Ontology annotation, molecular function: structural molecule activity. The record is from RefSeq and is a predicted model, not a curated record. Lineage: Eukaryota; Metazoa; Chordata; Actinopteri; Salmoniformes; Salmonidae. Bases 117 to 1499 code for a protein of 460 amino acids.
UUAACCCAACUGUAUAAAACGCUCGAGGACACAAAAGGGGUUAUUUUUACCUGAUUCCUCAACUACGAAGAACGCACUUUAACCUCCCAGGACGCAUCGCCAGACUAUCUCUCGCCAUGUCCAUUGUAGCCAGUCGCAGUAGUAGCCUUAGAUACAGCUCAGGUAGCGGUGUCGUUUCGAGUGGCCUCAGUUUGUCCGGUGGGAUGCCGUUUUCCAGCGGUUUGGGAUACGGUAGGUCCGGUAUGAGCGUGUCCUCUGUUGGGAGCAGUCGCUCGCCGAGUGUAUAUGGAGGUGCCGGGGGAUACGGCACCCGUAUCUCUCAAUCUUCUUUCUCUACGGACGGGCCAGGUCAGAUCACUAUCGGUGCCAACGAGAAGCAUACCAUGCAGAAUCUGAACGAUCGUUUGGCCCGCUACCUGGAAAAGGUGCGCUCUCUAGAGGCAGCCAAUAGCAAGUUGGAGUUGCAGAUCAAAGAGUUCUACGAGAUGAGAUCACCGACUCACAAGAAGGACCUCAGUGGGUUCUAUGCCACCAUCACAGACAUCCGCAACAAGAUCCAUGCCAGGUCUGUGGAGAACUCUCAGAUGAUCCUGCGGGUGGAUAAUGCCAGAGUUGCAGCUGAUGACUUCAAGAUGAAGUUCGAGAUGGAGGUUAACAUGCGUAUGAUCUUGGAAGGGGAUGUUGCUCGUCUGAGAGGAGUGCUGGACAGCUUUACGCUCGCCAGAGGAGACCUGGACAUGCAGAUUGAGGGGCUGAAGGAGGAGCUGGUCUACCUCAGGAAGAACCAUGAGGAGGAGAUGCAUUUGAUACGGACACAGCAGUGUGGUGCUGUGAAUGUGGAGAUGGACUGUGCUUCCUCAGUGGACAUGAGCAAAGUGCUGGAGGAGAUGAGGACCCAGUAUGAGGGCAUGGUGACGAAGAACCAGAGAGAUGCUGCCAAGUGGUUCGAGAGCAAGGUGGAGGUGCUUCAGAGCCAGAUCACCACCAGCACCACAGAGGUGAAGACCUCUCAGUCUCAGGUGACCGACCUGAAGAGGACCUUCCAGAGCCUGGAGAUUGAACUGCAUGGCCUGCUCACUCAGAAGGGGUACCUGGAGCAGAGCGUCGCUGAUAUAAACGGCCGCCACGGCUCCCAGCUGAGCCAGCUGCAGGUUUGUAUCAACAGCAUGGAGGAGGAGCUGCAGCAGCUCAACGUCAGCAUCCAGCAGCAGGCCUCCGAGUACCAGAUCCUCCUGGACAUCAAGAUGAGGCUGGAGAUGGAGAUCGCUGAGUACAGGAGGCUGCUGGAUGGAGAGGGAUUCACUAAGCAUGUGGAGACCAGACAGGAGGUCAGGAAAGUGAUUGUGGUCGAGAAGGUCCAGGAAGUACAACAAGUCCAGGAAGUGGUUGAAGAGUAUAACCCCCACAUGCAGAAGCGGGUGAGGGUGAUCGUGGAAGAGAUAGUGGAUGGGAAGGUGGUGUCCACCUCAGUUGAUGAGAAGGUCCAGGAUUUGAACUAACUGAGAAGGUCAGAUAGUUCUGGAAUCUGGUGAAGCGGUAACGGACCACACAUACCCCUGGACCACACAUAUCCCUGGUGACGGGUGUUCAAUCCCAUCUAUAUAUAAAUAUAAAUAAUGUCAUGGUUGCAUACUGUAAUAUUUCCCUUCUGACAGGAUUGCAUCAGCUGAAUGAUAACUGAUGUAAUUGACUUGUGUUACCUUAUAACUCUUAUAUGUCUCUAUCAUGUGGCAAAUUGAAUAUUAUUUCUUGUGUGCUUUUGUUCCAUUUGUGGCCACCAGGUGACAUCUCUCAUUUUAACAUCUUUGGCCAGUGCAAUUAAAAGUGAAAACAGAUUAUUCCAGUUACAUAAGUGACAUCAGGGAAAAUAUGACUCACGUCAUCAGCCAUUAUAAAGCUAUUUUAGCUCCAUUAUAUCCUCCCAGGACCACAAGCCGUGUAUGUUCUCUGGACUCUAUGACAAGGUUAAAGUUCAUGUUCUGUAGGCCUACGACACUGACACCACAUGUUACAUUUGGCUGUUGAUUAAAUAUAGAUGUCAAUGCAUUUCAGGGCGCUGAUAUCAUAAUUGAGGGUGCGUUGUUGUCCUCUAAAAAGCUGAGAAGAAACACCUUUACAGCAGUAGCGGCCGGUGCCGUUUAAGAUGAGGGAGGACGACAAUUGUUUUUAUAAGCUUGGCCUUAUUUCUAUUGCACCAUAUUGGAUGACUGUCAUUCAUAUUCCAUUCACCCAGUUCAAUGUAACAAUGACAGGUUUAGGCUUCCUCAUGAUUCUCACAUUUUCCCUAUAAACGUCAUGAGGUAGCUACAAGAUUGUCUAUGAAUGAAAGUUUACAACGUAGGUGCACGAGAGAAAACAUUUGAGGGUACAGAUAGUGACACAUUUAACUUGCACACUCUUGCCUGCAUCAAGCGUUUCUACUGGCCAAAUUCAGGUAUGUUUAUCCCCGUUAUGUUCGCUUCUGCUUAAGAAAGGUUUUUCAACAGUAUCGGCAGAAUGAUUCCCGAGUGGCGCAGCGGUCUAAGGAACAGCAUCACAAUGCUAGCUGUGCCACUAGAGAUUCCUUACCUGAUGGGUUUGAGUCCAGGUUCUGUCGCAGCCGGCUACGAACUUAAGACCCAUGUGGCGGCGUACAAUUGGCCAAGCGUCAUCCGGGUUAGGGGAGGGUUUGGCCGGCAGGGAUGUCCUUAUCCCAUCGCGCACUAGCGACUCCUGUGGCGGGCUGGGCGUAGUGCACGCUGACACAGUCGCCAGGUGUACAGUGUUUCCUCUGACACAUUGGUGUGGCUGGCUUCUGGGUUAAGUGGGCAUUGUGUCAAGCAACAGUGCUGUUUUGUUGGGUUGUGUUUCGGAGGACUCUCGACAUUUGUCUCUCUUGAGUCCGUACGGCAGUUGCAGCAAUGAGACAAGACUGUAUGUAACAAUUGGAUAUCAUGAAAUUGGGGCGAAAACAGGGUAAAAAAAAUGUUGUAAUAAAAAGAAAUUGGUGGAAUGAA